This is a messenger RNA of Trichomonas vaginalis G3, 1053 nucleotides long. RefSeq names its product glycerol-3-phosphate catabolic process. Gene Ontology annotation, cellular component: cytosol; glycerol-3-phosphate dehydrogenase (FAD) complex. NCBI's taxonomy places the organism in Eukaryota, Parabasalia, Trichomonadida, Trichomonadidae. Gene Ontology annotation, biological process: carbohydrate metabolic process; glycerol-3-phosphate catabolic process. The coding region runs from base 1 to 1053 and encodes 350 amino acids. Gene Ontology annotation, molecular function: protein homodimerization activity; NAD binding; glycerol-3-phosphate dehydrogenase [NAD(P)+] activity. The record is from RefSeq and is a predicted model, not a curated record. The transcript has a single exon.
AUGCCUUACAAGUUAAGCAUCAUCGGUUCAGGAAACUUCGGAAGCUGCAUCGCCAGACACUGUGCAGCUAACAUCAAGAACGUUCCAGAAAUGGAUCAGCAUAUCAAGAUGUGGGUUCUUGAAGAAAUCGUCAAUGGUGAAUCCCUCAUCAACACAAUUAACACAACACACGAGAAUGUCAAGUAUCUUCCAGGCUACAACCUCGGCGAGAACGUCGAAGCCAUCGGCGAUGUCGUCGAAUGCUGCGAUGCAGAUUUCUUCAUCUUCGUCGUUCCACACCAGUUCCUCCCAGCUACACUCCAGAAGAUGAAGGGCCACGUCAAGAACACAGCUACAGGAUGCCUCCUCACAAAGGGAAUCAACUUCAAGGAUGGCAAGAUCCAACUCCUUACAGAUACAGUUGAAGAGAUCAUCGGCAUCAAGUGCGGUUCUCUCAUGGGUGCUAACAUCGCUAACGAAAUCGCUCGCGGAGACUUCUGCGAGUCCACAUUAGCAUUCCCAGAUAUCCCAGAGCGCGAGACAUGGAAGCAGCUCUUCGACUCUCCAAAGUUCAAGAUCUCCUGCACAAACGACAUUGUCACACAGCAGCUCUCUGGCACAAUGAAGAACAUCGUUGCUCUCGGUGGCGGUAUUGUUGAUGGUCUCAACAUGGGUCAGUCCACAAAGGCUGCUAUCCUCCGUGAAGGCUUCGUCGAGAUCUUCGACUUCGCUAAGAUGAUGUUCCCAGACAGAGGCGUCGACAUCCUCACAAUGAUUGAAUCAUGCGGAUUCGGCGACAUUGUUGCAUCAUCAUAUGGUGGCAGAAACAGGAAGUGCGCCGAGUACUUUGUUAAGUUCGGCAAGACAUUCCAAGAGUGCGAAGCAGAGCUCCUCAACGGACAAAAGCUUCAAGGUACACUCGCUGCUGCCGAAGUCUACAAGAUCCUUGUUGAGAGAAAGGCAACAGAACAGUUCCCACUCCUCACAACAAUCCAGCUCAUCAGCGAGCGCAAGGUUGCUCCAACCGAGAUCAUCAACUACAGAGGACAUGCAACUGUUGCAUCAUCCGCUUAA